UGACUGAGGAGCCCCACUGUAAGGGGCCUGUUACGGUAUGUAUGGAGGACAGGAGGGGGAAAGUAUGGGACUAUGCCAGCCAUGCCACUUUCCACCAGAGAGACCUCCAUUCAUCCAGCUGGGUCAGCCCAGACACUCAGGGACUAAUAGAGAGGCAGCAAGGGUUCAGCUCCAGCUUCAGCUACAUCACACAACAGAGCAGGAACUCCCAGAGCCUGACGGCACUGAGGGAACCACCUGUAGAGGGUUUCAACGGGGCCGUCAAUGGAGUCAUCUUCCCCACUGAGGUUCCUAAUAAAGGCUGCACCGCAACUCUACGACACCCCAGGAAACCAAGACCAAGCUCGGAGCAUAUUGCCGUCCUGGGCCAGAACCAGACAUUGAUUCGGCGCAGACCCAACAGUGAAGGAGAGUCCCAGAAGAAAGAGGCAGGCUGCAGCAGGAAGGCAGUGCAACAUCAGAUUAAACGGGUGAUGGAUAAUCUAGAGCAGGUGCUCACCGCACUGAGAGAUGUUCACCAGGAAAUGAAAGAGGUGGUGCAGCAGAUUGACUACUUAACGUCUUCCAUUGUUCUGAAUGAGGAGGAGCAGCAACAGGAGAUUAGAGGAGGCGACAGUGCCAGGCCUCCGAGCGAUACUAGCUCCAGUUCAGGUUCCAGUUCCAGUGAGGUGAGAUUAGGCAGUGAUCAUCAGAGGCCCUCACAGUCCGAAAGACAGCCAGGAACCACAGUCUCAUCUGGCGUCCUCAGGAGAGAUCAGCAUAGCAGGAGCCAGUCUCCUCCAAGUGUGCAGCUGUGCCCAUUCUCAUCAGAGAGGAGGCGAUCUCUUCGGUUCACCUGUGGUGUUGGGUGUUCUCCCAGAAAAGAUGGCGCGCUGCCGGACAACAAUAAUCUCCCUUUAUCUGGUCCACCUCAGCUUCAAAACUUCACCACCCGUGACCUCACAUUGCCACUCCAAAGAAGCCUCCCUGUUCGACCUCCCACUCCUGGUCUAUCUCCUCUAACGGUAAACCUCCAUCCCCCCAUAAGCCCCGUCUCUCGGCCUCAUUCCCCUGGUCCAUCCUCCUCCACCAGAGUCAGCCCGAUCUCCCCUCCCUCCACUCUAUCUCCAAAGCCUCACCCACCCCCUGUCCUUAGCCCAUCUGUCAUCAUAGAAACACAAGUAGGUUCUUAUCAGACCUCACAAAGCGACCACCUAUGUGCUGGCCUGCUCUCCACAUCAUCAACUCAGCCUCCAUCUGCCAGCUGCCCACCCACCGACUCAGAAAUGCAAACUGUAUCCAGUGCUGAUCAAGAGAGGCAAGCAUCCUCAGCAGGAGUCGCUCAUGCAGCUUCACAGGUGUGCAUUGCCUCUGCAGCCACAGCUAAAGCGCCAGCAAAGGGCCGCAGAGGCCGCAAACCUCCACCAUAUCCGCAUCACAGACUCUCUGAACCGACAAAGAAAGUGAAGGAGACGCGUAAAACACCUCCGUACCCAGAGAAAAGAAGGCUGCUCUCGACCACGGUGUGAGACAAUGCAGCAGGAGUGGGAGGCUGAUGGAACACAACCACAUUCACAGCACCAGCCACGCGUUCUGCAAGUGUGAAGACUGAUUUCAGGGUCACCAAGUUGAGCUGAGACCAAGUUUCCAAGGUGACAGGAUAAAGAUGCAACUUGGGGCGCUGAACGUGGUCAUUUCCUGUGGAAACCCCAGAGGGUGCCUCGAUGGUGACAAGAGGGACACACAAACAUCCCUGAUGAGCAUUUCCCUUAACUCUACACGCCAGACAAUGGAAAGCAAACCAAGACCAAAGAAAGACAUCAUCCUCUGGACUGUUGUGUGGAUCUAAGAGGGCUGGAUCAGUGUAAGGGAGAUAAAGGGCACCGAGCAUGAGCAGGCAGGAGGCUGAAUCAUGUGCUCUCAUUAAGGACUGUGUGUCAGGAGACUGUCCUUGCUGGAGGA
This is a messenger RNA of Solea solea (common sole), 1941 nucleotides long. Its product is annotated as serine/arginine repetitive matrix protein 1. Gene Ontology annotation, biological process: positive regulation of cell size; positive regulation of translation. Lineage: Eukaryota; Metazoa; Chordata; Actinopteri; Pleuronectiformes; Soleidae. Bases 42 to 1508 code for a protein of 488 amino acids. The transcript has 5 exons. The record is from RefSeq and is a predicted model, not a curated record.